AUUUUAAGUAACAUGCACGUUUAAAACUUAUAAUGUCACAUUCUGCGUCUAUAUUUACUUCAUUUUUUAAAUUUUAUCAUUGUGCUUGUAAACAAGUAACAAAAAAUUGUUGCCAUCAUCGAAUUUCAGUUUUUUAAAUGUUGCAAGUAUUCGGACGUUACAAAUUUCGGAUGGAUAUAACGGGUUAUACAACAAAUUAGACUUUAAACUUAAUAUGGAUGCAGCCAAAGCCAAUGAACGAAAGAUAAGAUUUACUGCAUAUAAGCUAGAGAGAGGGAGAGAGAGGUAAAGAUGAGUUUGUUGGAGUAUGAGCAACAAAUAUUCCUUGAUGCUCUUCAUGAUGAUGGACUUCUUAUAACUGCAAGAGGAUUAGGAUUAGAGAGGAUUAUUGCUAGCUUUCUGAAGGUGUACUGUGAUGCUGCCAACCUUGUUCUUGUACUUAAUCUAUCUUCUGUAGAUGAGGAGUAUUACAUAGAAGAGCUGGAGAGAGAUCAUGUCACACCUCUUCCAAAAGUUGUAACAAAUGAGUAUAAUGCAUCUGAUAGACAAAAGCUUUACCUACAAGGAGGGGUUCUAUUUAUAACAUCCCGUAUACUUGUUGUCGACCUACUCACAGAUCGUGUUCCUAUAGAAAAUGUCACAGGAAUUAUUGUUUGUAGGGCACAUAGGAUUGUAGAAUCAGGUCAGGAGGCUUUUAUUCUCAGACUGUACAGGCAGAAAAAUAAGACGGGUUUUAUUAAAGCAUUUUCCCACAAUCCAACAGCAUUUACUACUGGCUUUUCACAUGUUGAGAGGACAAUGAAAAAUUUAUUUGUCAGGAAACUGUUCCUGUGGCCUAGAUUUCAGGCCAAUGUACAAGAAACAUUAGAGAAACACAAGGUAGAUGUUGUAGAGAUACAUGUACAGUUGACAGAUAAUAUGGUGGCAUGCCAGGCUGCUCUACUUGAUCUACUCAAUGCUUGCAUUAAAGAACUGAAGAGAUGUAACACUGCAAUAGAUUCUGAGGAGAUUACUGUAGAGAAUGCUAUAUCAAAAUCAUUUGAUCAGAUGAUACGACUACAACUUGAUCCUGUCUGGCAUCAACUUGGACCAAAAACUAAACAACUUGUCUCAGAUAUCAAAACACUCAGGCUUAUACUCAGACAUUUAACACAAUAUGACUGUGUGACUUUCUACAACAUGGUGAACUCUGUCAGAACAAGUGAGAAAACAUUUGGACAGAAUACAGGAUGGCUGUUCCUGGAAUCAGCUGAUAAUUUAUUUAUUCAUGCAAAGAGCAGAGUCUAUGGGGACCCAGAUAAGAGAAAAAAGUUGAAAAAGGAAACAAAAGAAAAAGAUGUACCAUCAUUGGAAGCAUGUCCUAAAUGGGAGGCCCUGGCAGAGGUGAUGGAAGAAAUAUCUGAACACAACAAGAAGGCUGAUGAGAAAAUUGGACCUGGUCGGGUCCUCAUUGCUGCAGAAGACGAUAGAACAUGUUCUCAAAUAAAAGAGUUUCUAUGUGAUGGAAGUGAAAGUCUGUUAGCAAGGUUAUUUAACAAGUCUGUAGCAACAAAGGGAGAGUACAUUCCAGAAGUCAAGAAAAAGCCUGUUGGAAAAAGAAAGAAACAAAAGAUAAACAAAGAAGACGAUGAUGUAACAAUAACACAGAUGGUUGGAAAACCUGCUGAAAAUGGUGAUACGAAGGACACUAGUGGUCAGUCAGGAGAUGUUUACUAUGGGGUGCUUCCUGACCCAAUUACUAUUCUACACCCAUUACAUGGCUGCUCUGAUCCAUACAGUCUUGUCCGAACACUGAAUGAAGUCCAGCCAACAUACAUCGUGUUGUAUGAUCCAGAUAUGGAGUUUGUGAGACAAAUUGAGGUGUAUAGAGCCAGCACACCUGGAAGUCCACUACGAGUUUAUUUCCUCAUGUAUACAGGAUCUGUGGAGGAACAGAGAUACCUCACUACUCUUAGAAAAGAAAAAGAAGCUUUUGAAUUUCUCAUCAAAGAAAAGGCGACAAUGGUUAUACCAGAGGAAAGAGAUGGCAAAAUGGAAAAUGAUCUAAAUUUAGAAAGAGGUAUAGCUCCAGCUGGUGCUACAUCAAAUACCAGGAAAGGGGGACAACUCAAUCUAAAUCCUUCACAAAACAAGGUAAUUGUUGACAUGCGAGAAUUUAGAAGUGAGUUACCAUCAUUGAUUCAUAGAAGAGGUAUGGAUAUAGAGCCAGUGACAUUAGAG
This is a messenger RNA of Ruditapes philippinarum (Manila clam), 2220 nucleotides long. Its product is annotated as DNA repair endonuclease XPF-like. Gene Ontology annotation, biological process: double-strand break repair via homologous recombination; nucleotide-excision repair involved in interstrand cross-link repair; resolution of meiotic recombination intermediates. Lineage: Eukaryota; Metazoa; Mollusca; Bivalvia; Venerida; Veneridae. The record is from RefSeq and is a predicted model, not a curated record. Gene Ontology annotation, cellular component: nucleotide-excision repair factor 1 complex. Gene Ontology annotation, molecular function: damaged DNA binding; single-stranded DNA endonuclease activity; single-stranded DNA binding.